Colletotrichum karsti is the source of this 1767-nucleotide messenger RNA. Its product is annotated as WD repeat protein. The transcript has a single exon. Lineage: Eukaryota; Fungi; Ascomycota; Sordariomycetes; Glomerellales; Glomerellaceae. Gene Ontology annotation, molecular function: protein binding. Gene Ontology annotation, biological process: regulation of DNA double-strand break processing. The record is from RefSeq and is a predicted model, not a curated record. The coding region runs from base 1 to 1767 and encodes 588 amino acids. Gene Ontology annotation, cellular component: site of double-strand break; nucleus.
AUGAGCGACGACGAAGACAUCGUAGUUGAGGGAGCCGAACUCGCUGCUGACGACCCUAUGCGCGCGUUCCUCCCCGCAUCGUUUGGCAAGAAAUCAAAGGAAGCCAACAUCGCCGCUCAAAUCGAUCGAAGCCGAAGAGUAGCGGAGAAGCCCGCGACGGGAAACUCGAAGGAAGGAUCUGCAGGUCCGCCCAUAACAGACCAGAGCGAGAAGAAGUCCGACUCAGACAAUGACAGUGACAGCGACGACGACUCUGACUCGGACGAUUCGGAUGACGGCGACGAGUACCCGGUCUCCCACGAGCUGGUCCUGAAGACGCACGAAAGAGCGGUGACGACGGUUACGCUGGACCCGGCCGGCGGACGGCUCGUGUCUGCGUCGCUCGAUUGCAAAAUCAAUCUUCACGACUUCGCUUCCAUGACGCCCAGUACGCUCCGCGCAUUCCGCAGCGUCGAUCCAUGGGAAACGAAAGCUUCCGCCGCAAGCGCCGAGUCGCACCCUAUCCACCAUGUCGAGUUCAACCACCUCUCGGGCAGCGUCUUCCUCUGCGUAUCGGCGCAUCCGCAAGCAAAAAUCAUGUCGAGGGACGGAGAUAUCUUGACAGAGUUCGUCAAAGGCGACAUGUACCUACGGGACAUGAACAACACGAAGGGCCACAUCUCCGAGGUCACAACAGGAACGUGGCAUCCCGCCGACAAAAACCUGUGCAUCACUGCAGGCACCGACAGCACCCUGAGGAUCUGGGAUAUCAACAACAAACGAAGCCAGAGGGACGUGAUUGUCUUCAAAUCCAGGGCAGCUGGAUCGGCAGGUCGUACGAGGAUGACGGCGGUCGCAUGGGGCUCGCCAGUGCAAGGCGGCAACAAUGUGCUUGUGGCCGCAGCUCUUGACGGCUCACUGGUGAUGUACAGCGGCAACAGCCCCUUCUCACGGCCCACAGCCGAAGUUCGCGACGCCCACAAGCCGGACACGUGGACUGGAGGCAUCGAUAUUUCUUCGGACGGCCGAAUGGUGGUUACUCGUGGAGGAGACAACACGAUCAAGUUAUGGGAUAUGCGCAAGUUUAAGACGCCUCUGGUUACUGUUGACCACGCAUCGACUUCAGAUCACUUCCCGAUGAGCAAUAUUCGAUAUUCGCCAAAUUCGACGAGCAUUCUCACGGGAUCCGCGACGGGCGAUCUGCACAUUCUGAACCCUGGCAAUCUUCGUCCCGAGCACGUCACGCCCAUCACGCCUGGAGCACCCCUCAUCACUGUCGAUUGGCACCCGAAGAUCAACCAGAUCGUUACUGGAUCGGCCAACGGAGAAACACACGUAUUAUACAAUCCGACAAUGUCUACACGAGGUGCUGUCGAGGUCAUGUCACGAGCACCGAAGAAGCGUCACAUCGACGACGACCCGACUCGCACGACGGACUUGUCGGUGGGAAUUUCGGGUGACUCCAUAGUGACGCCGGGCAGCGCGAUGGCUGGUAGGAGGACGGGUGGAGUCACGGCUUCUGGCAAGUCCAGGGAUCCAAGAAGACCAGAGGUGCUGCAGCAAACGCCGUUCAUGCGGAAUCAGCCAGACGAAAAGCACAUCGCAGAGAACAUACCUCUUGCGAAGAUGCUUCAUGAGGACCCUCGAGAAGCGCUACUCAAGUAUGCCGAUGCUGCCCAGAAGGACCCCAUGUUCACUGCGGCGUGGCAGAAGACACAGCCGGUUACUCAGUACGCGAAUGUGAGCGACGAAGAGGAGGGACCAGACAAAAAGAAGGUCAGGAGGUAA